Priceomyces carsonii is the source of this 1167-nucleotide messenger RNA. RefSeq lists its product as uncharacterized. The transcript has a single exon. The record is from RefSeq and is a predicted model, not a curated record. Gene Ontology annotation, cellular component: endoplasmic reticulum. Gene Ontology annotation, molecular function: protein disulfide isomerase activity. The coding region runs from base 1 to 1167 and encodes 388 amino acids. Gene Ontology annotation, biological process: protein folding. Lineage: Eukaryota; Fungi; Ascomycota; Pichiomycetes; Serinales; Debaryomycetaceae.
AUGAAAGAACACAUAUUAGUGUUCCUAUGUUUAUUUAUACUGAUAUGUACUUGUUCGGAUGUCAUCCAAGUCUCAGACAAGAAUUUUAAAGAAGUCGUAAUCGAUUCUGGAAAGUUUACGUUGGUCGAUUUCUAUGCUGACUGGUGUCGCCAUUGCCAAAAUUUGAUGCCCGAAUAUGAGAAGGUUGCCGAAAAGUUUGCUAGUGAGCCAGAUAUUCAAAUUGCUAAAAUUAAUGGUGAUAAGGAUGGAAAAAAGAUGGUCAAAAAGUAUAAUAUUCCAGGGUUUCCGAUGCUCGUAUUCUUUCAUGGUAAUAAAGAGCCUGUAGAGUUUGAAGGAAAUAGGGAAGCUGAGUCGAUAUCAAAUUUCGUUCAGCAAUUGAGUGGACGUAGAUUGGAUAGGAGCAGGUCGAAAUCACCAGUUAUGGAAGAAUCUCACGUUUUAGAAUUAUCUGAUCUGAACUUCGAGCAACUUAUCCUUGCCUCUCUGAAAAAAAGUUUUAUUUCCUUCACUGCUCUGUGGUGCGUACAUUGUCAAGAAUUGGAGCCUAUAUGGAAUGAAUUGGCGGAUAAAGUUUUCGUGAAUGAUGAACUGGAGAUCCAAUUCGGUAGAGUCCAGACUAAUGAGGUUGAUGCUGAUGAGCUUACAAAGAGAUUUCGAAUUGAAUCUUUUCCAACCAUCAUAUUUAUUGAUCCACAGAAUUUUAUUGAUGAUAAAGGUACCAUAGCGCAAGAUAAUUAUGAUGGGGAAAGAUCGCUUGAGGCUCUAGUUAGGUUUGUGAACGAUAAAAGUUUCUUACACCGUAAGACAGAUGGCCAAUUAGAUGAAUCAGCAGGACGUAUUAAUAAAGUUGAUUUACUUAUCAAUGAUAAACUUAGAGCCAAAGGCAAGGAAAAGGAAGCUAUAAGAAUUUUGGAUAAGUUAAACCAAAUUCUAAGCAUGAAGGAUGAGGUCGUUAGCGAAGAAAAGCAAUUCCAAUCGAAUGACUUUUCAAUGGAACAUUAUUAUAGAAAAUUGCUUAAUAAAAUAAUCAAUGGUGAUGACGGACACUUUUCUAAAGAAUACAGUCGAUUAAAUAAACUUCUCAAGGAUCAGAGGCAAAAUUUACACCCAAAAGCUAUUGAUUCGAUGCAAAAAAGAGCAAAUAUAUUAAAUCAAUUUGUCAACUAA